Dreissena polymorpha is the source of this 1925-nucleotide messenger RNA. RefSeq lists its product as uncharacterized. The transcript is spliced from 2 exons. NCBI's taxonomy places the organism in Eukaryota, Metazoa, Mollusca, Bivalvia, Myida, Dreissenidae. The record is from RefSeq and is a predicted model, not a curated record. The coding region runs from base 203 to 835 and encodes 210 amino acids.
UAAACACCUCGCACUGUUCAUUGCGUAUUACACAAUCUGCACUAUAAACCUGUAUUCCAAGCUCAAUAUGUUGUGCACGUCUGCACGUAAACGAAAGAAGAGAUUUUCAGAAAAUGCAUUCACUACAUCACCAAGCCUUUUUGUAAUAAAGGCAGGGAAGCGAUUGGAAACUGUUAUUUCGUUUUGAAACUGUCGAAUCAAAAUGCUUAGAUUACGACCGUCCGAUAUUCAUUAUUCGCAGGAUUCGAUAAACAACACUUUCGACGCGAGGUGUAAACACAGCGGAGUAUCAAUCGGACAGACAUUGGAUGAUAUUCUCGAAGGGAGGACAAACAAGAACAAUAUUCCAAUCAUCACGGUUGUGGAAUGGAAUGGGAAAUGGGUGACGGCCGACAACCGGCGUCUAUGGGUGUUCCGUGAGCUGGAGCGGCUCGGGAAAUGUACCUACAUCGACGUAAAUGAAGGCUACUUUUUACCGGCCGAGAAACUCACGUCAACUAACGGCGGCGUUACGGUGCGCGUGCGCGGACAUACGGACAGCUACUGGCUUAACCGGUUUUCAUCCAUGAACAACGACAACAUCGUGUUACGAAAUUCAUACGACGCCAACAACGCGAGGUCGUACAGUAGCAACUCUAGUCGUAUCACUUACAGCUACCCUUCGCCGCCCGCGCGAGUUCAACCGACUCAGUACGUGUAUCAAGAAAGUAUUUCGUCAAAUUCGUAUAAGAGAGCUUCACCGGAACCUCGCGAGAACGACGCGUGGUGUAAACAAAUAUUAAAAAUUUUGUGUAUGAUGCUCAUACUAGUAAUUGUAUGGAAUGUAUUCAUUUAAUACCAAUGCCGUUUUUCUAUCAUAUUUAUAUGUCAGUAGUUACACUUGUACACAUUUAAGCGCUUUUCGCACUGUACCUGACAUUAAAGAUAGAGUAUACCAUCUGUCUACUAGUAAAACAGAACGCUGAUGAUAAAAACUACAACAACCAAACCAAGCUAUGAAGAAGUAGCCGAAGAUUAUAAACUAAAGUAGAGUUUUAUACAAUUGUAAAUAAGUUGUGCUGUACCGCAAAAAACCACUUUAUUUAGACAAAAUAUUAAAACUCUUUGGAAAAAUCAUAAUUAGAUACAGUUUUGUUUCUUCUACAAAUAGGAGAAAUCGUGCCGUUAUCGGCGUUAACUUUUUCGUAGAAAAUCUCAUUGAACCAAACAACAUUUGUUUGAUGGUGCCAUAUAUAAAGAUUUUUUUUAUAAAUUUCGUAAAAUUAUUAUAUUUUGUAAACACAUAGAUAGAUUUAAAUUGUUUGUUUGUUUUAAUUAUACUGAAAUAACGAGGGACACCGUAAACGUACACCCUCCUAAUCGUGUUAUGCCACGACAUAUAUGUUAUAAAUAACUGGACAAGUUACAUUGUUUAUUGAGUUACAGUUUUACGUCAGGACCAAUAACUUUUCAUAAGAAAAAGUAAACUUAAAUGGCAUUAGACAGACUUAAGACAAGUACAUUCAAAAGUAAGUAUGGAGCCCUGUUAACAAACUCAGUGACAAUUAUGUCCAUAUUAUGUGUUGCAUUGUUGUCCCCUACCGGUUUCACCGGAGGGGACUUGUGGCUUGCGCUCUGUCUGUCUGUCUGUCAGUCACACUUUUCUGGAUCCUGCGAUAACUUUAAAAGUUCUUAAUAUUUUUUCAUGAAACUUAAAACAUGGAUAGAUGGCAAUAUGGACAUUAUGCACGUCAUUUCAUUUUGUUCUUACGUCAAAAAUUAUGAUUGCUAUGGCAACAACAACAAAAAAUAAUCUGACAAUGGUGGAAUUUCUGACAAUGGUGGAGCCGGUAGGGGACUAUAUUGCUUGGCAAUAGUCUUGUUAAAACAUCUAACGCACCAAAGUUUGAGUGUUUUGUAUGUUGAAAUGAUGCUAUUGAUGAUUA